ACUUCCCUGUCGCUCAUAUUCAGUAUUCUCCAUAGCAUCACAGCCAUGCUCUAGUGUAUGGCCGCUCCAUUAUUUCCGAUUGUAAUUCCUAACCAUUCCCUUUCAAUCCUAAUUCCACCAUGAUACUCGGUGCCCCUGGGUCUAGUUUCUUCACAAUGCCAACUUGCAUUGUUUCGAAAAGGAUUUACUAUGAUGUGUUUUGUCCACUUUCUCGUGGUUUGUACUUGCAGCGGGCGGUACAGCUGCCUAUUCCCAAGUGCAAGCUGAACGACCUCUCACUUACAUCCUUUCAUAUAUAUAAUAAGGCCAUCUGUUGGGUUGCCGUGUGGUUCUCAAGGCCAGGCCAAACCAACAUCAUCUUCACGAUCCUAACAACCAACAUCUACCUAUCUUGCACAUUUGUCACCACUCUCAUCAUACCCGCCCCUCCACAACGCAAUAUGUCAGGAUCUAGCUACUAUCAGCGUCCCGCUCCGAGCUACUCUCAAUAUUCCACGUCUGCAAACACCGGCGGGCAGAGACGCGAUACAUCUGCCAACCAAGCACCAUAUACUACCACAAGCUACUCAUGCUCAUCCGACCCGAUGGAGAGAUUCUGGGUCACGGGCCAGUCGUCAACCAGGCCCAAUCGUGUAGCCGGACAGAUGGAGCAAUGGAAUAGGGAAUGGAGUUCAGCGAGUCGUCGCUGAUAGGACCGGUCGGCUCUGCGAAGGAGUGUAUGGGAGCUUCCCUGCCAGUCCUCCUUAUGUUCUUUGUUGUAUGAUUAGUUUGCUCGAUACCCACCUAGCAUAGUAUCUCACAUUCUCUAUCACCGUUCAAGAAAUACUUAUUCCCCGCAAAACAUCCACCGUCCCUUGACUCACCCCCUCACCACCUCACAUCGUCGCCGACCCAGGCCGCUGCAACGCCCCGGGAAAGCGCAAAAGCAAAAGCAAGCACUCGCAACAGUGUU
Molecule: messenger RNA, 952 nt
Organism: Colletotrichum acutatum
Lineage: Eukaryota; Fungi; Ascomycota; Sordariomycetes; Glomerellales; Glomerellaceae
Exons: 2
Coding region: 120-689 (189 amino acids)
Source: RefSeq, a predicted model, not a curated record